Homalodisca vitripennis (glassy-winged sharpshooter) is the source of this 1632-nucleotide messenger RNA. RefSeq names its product NAD-dependent protein deacetylase sirtuin-2 (gene Sirt2). The coding region runs from base 330 to 1496 and encodes 388 amino acids. The record is from RefSeq and is a predicted model, not a curated record. Gene Ontology annotation, molecular function: histone deacetylase activity, NAD-dependent; NAD+ binding. The transcript is spliced from 8 exons. NCBI's taxonomy places the organism in Eukaryota, Metazoa, Arthropoda, Insecta, Hemiptera, Cicadellidae.
AUGAUUGUAUUUGGGAAUGGAAGAAAUAUAAUUUAUAUUAAAUGCUAAUGUGAAAUAAGUAUUUUAAAUUUUAUCUGCUCUGUUUAUGCUUGUUGCUUGUCAUUUCCUUUGCAAUCAAUAAUAUAAAUUUAUUCGUAUUUGGUGUAUAAACUAAAAAAAGGUUUAGUCAAUAGUUACUUGACUCUGAAUAAAAGUGUUGUAGUUAUUUUUCUAACUUCAAUUAGGUAAAUAAAGAAGUUUGUUAAUUUAUUGUUCUCCAACUAUAUUAUACUGUGUAACAAGGUCCAGCAGCUAACCUCAACUUUAACAGACAAUAGAUUGAAACAACAAUGGCUUCUAAAGAAGAUGAAACAUCAGGAGGAUCGGAGAAGGAAAGGUUAAGUCAUGAGAGACCGGGCGGGUCCCGGAUGCCAGAUGAUGAGGAUGGAACGGUAGAACUUAUCCGCCGCUACAUUGCUGAGAAGCUUGGAUUCUACAGUGAAGAGAGCACAGAUAAAUCCGAAAAACCAAAGGUUUUAGAUGAUGUUUCAUUAAAUGGUAUCGCAAAUCUUAUCAAAGAAGGGAAGUGCAAGAAUAUCAUUACAAUGGCUGGGGCAGGGAUAUCGACAUCUGCAGGAAUCCCGGACUUCAGGUCUCCGGGUUCUGGACUUUACCACAACCUGGAGAAAUACAACUUACCUAACCCACAGGCCAUAUUUGAGAUCGGAUACUUCCGCAAUAAUCCGCAGCCGUUCUUCACUCUGGCGAAGGAAUUGUAUCCGGGAACCUUCAAGCCGACUAUCUGCCACUAUUUUGUCAAACUGCUCCAUCAGAAAGGAGUUCUCCUCAGGCAUUAUACUCAGAACAUUGAUACCUUGGAGCGGGUAGCUGGUCUGCCUGGUGACAAGAUCAUUGAGGCACACGGAACUUUCUUUACGUCUCACUGUUUGGAGUGUCAGAAGGAGUACUCUGUGGACUGGAUGAAAGAGAAAAUCUUCCAAGACAGUGUUCCCACCUGUGUCCUGUGCAAUGGUGUGGUCAAGCCUGACAUAGUAUUCUUCGGGGAGUGUCUCCCACAGGAAUACUACACAAAGAGCGUUUCUGACUUCCCCAAGGCAGAUCUGCUCAUUGUGAUGGGCUCUUCACUGGCUGUACAACCGUUUGCCUCUCUCAUCGACAAUGUUGGCAACCAUUGUCCCCGGCUGCUGAUCAACAGAGAGAAGGCCGGGCACCGAGACAGGCUGAUGCGGAUGCUGGGGAUGGGUGGUGGCUUGGACUUUGACUCCGAUACCAACUCCAGAGAUGUCUUGUGGCUGGGAGACUGUGAUGUCGGAUGUCAACUUCUGGCGGACCAGAUCGGAUGGGGGGAGGAAUUAAGAGCAAUGGUGAAAGAGGAACACAAGAAAAUUGACGAAGAAAAGGCAAAAGAGAAAAAAAAUAAUGAAAUCGCAAAGAAACAGGAAGAAUCUCAGGAAACUUCAAAUAAGGAAAAUACUGAAUCUCCAUCCAAAAGUUGAGAAGUUUAAAUGUUAGUUUAAUUUUAUUUUUGUCUUGACUCUUCCAUAUUUAUCCAUAUACAUUUAAAUUUGUAUUAAUUUUGCCUUGUGCUGUGAUUUAUUGUAAAAUUAAAGGUAUAAUUUUGUUAUCUGUUUA